AGCUGAACGUUAACUUAAGGGAAAUAACAAAAUCGGGAAAACGACGAAGAAGAAAACGAAACUUUUUUUUUUUAUUAAUUUUAAUGGAUGCAGGCUGGUUUUAGGUUUUUAGACAACGCUGCCAAGAAUAUAUUCGUCGCAGACGACUAUUGCAUUAUACGCAUAUUGUUCCGACUAUUUUCGACUACUCGGCUACAAGUUAGGAUUUAGAAGAGUGAUCUACUGUGAUAGGGUUAAUCUAGAAUCUAAUCUAGAAUUUAGCCAUUAUUGGUAGCUUUUAGCUCCGAAAUGUAUUAUCGUUAUAGUAUUAUCUUAGUAAUUUGGGUCUGUGGAGUUUCCAAUGAGGAAACCACAAAACCAACAAACCAGCUCUUGGCUGGGUCUUCUCCAAGGGUUACAAUGCCAAGUGAAAUAGUGACAUCGGACGUUGGAUCUGAAACUUUUCUGGCAUGUUAUAUUAAUGGAUACAACAUAUCUGAAAUCUAUUGGUCAAAGCAUGGAAAGAAACUAUCAACAGAAGAAUACGACAUUCAGACUUUUCCUUCAGGAAAGGAUUCCGCCACCACCAAGAUUCGUUUUGAGAACAUCCAGAAAUAUCAUGCGGGCAACUAUAAUUGCCACGCGGAAAGUAAGAAUGGUAGUUCCAAAUCUACUGUCAGAUUGAAUGUUGUGGAUGCAGAAAUGAGUCCACCUGCAGUUGUUCCUGCUACGCUUACACCUGUCACCGAUCAAAAUCAAAACCAAGCACAGGACAACAACUACGAAGACAUUCUGUGGAAAUUCGGAUUAGGCGCCAUCGUCUUAUUAGCACUCAUUUUUCUCGUCGCCUUUUACGUCCUAAAGAAAGGAUGUUGUUUUACACUGUCUUGCAUUUCAAAUGGAUUGCAUAAGUUAAAAGGAACACAAGGAAGGCCAGAUAAGAAUAAGAAUAACAAGGAGGUAUUAGGCAAGGACGAGCGAGAUGGGUCUGACGAAACCCAUAGAAAACAUGGUAGUGCAAAUGGAGGGUCUGAUCCCGAAGCUGAACUGAACGGAGUAGAGGUCCAGCCGACCAGAAUGGUCAAGCAGAAGCUUUAAAAGUUUUAGGACCUGCCGGGCAGGAUGUUGGGGCAGUGACACAAAGGCAUAAAUGAAAUUUUUUUAAGAAAGAUGUGACAAUUUAGAUCUGCGGAAGUGUGGACUGCAGUUAAUUGCUCAACUUGGUUUUCUUGUCUCACAUAUGUUGUAUGUGUGGUACUAAGACGAAUAGUUGUGAAAGGCUGCUUUAGAACCAAUCUGAAUUUUGUAUACCCUUUUCUUCCAUUUUGAUCAGUAAUUACGUCCCAUGAAAAAUGAGCUACAUGAAUUCCGCGGUAGGAUAACUUAAACUCCUUUCUGUACAAUUAAUCAUCCAGGUGCUUCAUUCCAAUUUUUUAAAAUGAAGAUUACUUUUUCUCGUUAGUACCACA
This is a messenger RNA of Daphnia pulicaria, 1448 nucleotides long. RefSeq lists its product as uncharacterized. Lineage: Eukaryota; Metazoa; Arthropoda; Branchiopoda; Diplostraca; Daphniidae. The record is from RefSeq and is a predicted model, not a curated record. Gene Ontology annotation, cellular component: neuron projection. Bases 289 to 1077 code for a protein of 262 amino acids. The transcript has 9 exons.